UACACAUUGGGUCUGGCGUCCUCCGACGACCUAACGGCAUUUAGUGACUCGACUUUCGGGACUGGAGCGCAACUCCCUCCCGCAGCAUGGCUGACAAAAGGCAGUCGGACGACGCCCUAGCCGAGCGGAUGCCGGACUCCUUCAGGGAUAGCCCCAAGUCAGGCCUUGGACUUUGUGGAUGGAUUUUGGUGGCUGUCUCAUUCUUGUUCACAGUUGUAACUUUUCCAAUAUCAAUAUGGAUGUGCAUAAAGAUCAUAAAAGAGUAUGAGCGAGCCAUCAUCUUUAGAUUGGGCCGCAUUUUGCAAGGAGGCGCCAAAGGACCUGGUUUGUUUUUCAUUUUGCCAUGCACUGACAGCUUCAUCAAGGUGGACAUGAGGACCAUCUCAUUCGAUAUUCCUCCUCAAGAGGUUCUCACUAAGGAUUCAGUAACCAUCAGUGUGGAUGGUGUGGUCUAUUACCGUGUUCAUAAUGCAACCCUGGCUGUAGCAAACAUCACCAAUGCAGACUCAGCGACCCGUCUUUUGGCACAAACUACUCUCAGGAAUGCCCUGGGCACCAAGAACCUUUCUCAGAUCCUCUCUGACAGAGAAGAAAUUGCACACCACAUGCAGUCUACUCUGGAUGAUGCUACCGAUGACUGGGGAAUAAAGGUGGAGCGUGUGGAAAUUAAGGACGUGAAGCUCCCUGUGCAGCUGCAGAGAGCUAUGGCUGCAGAGGCAGAGGCCUCCCGAGAGGCCAGAGCCAAGGUUAUUGCAGCUGAGGGAGAAAUGAAUGCAUCCAGAGCCUUGAAAGAAGCCUCCAUGGUUAUCACCGAGUCUCCUGCUGCCCUUCAGCUCCGCUACCUCCAAACACUGACCACCAUUGCGGCUGAGAAAAAUUCGACAAUUGUCUUUCCUCUGCCCAUAGAUAUGUUGCAAAGCAUCAUGAAGUCAAAACAAUAAGCCAUAUAAGUCAGUGUAGAGUUGUGCUAUACCCUUCCAAGGAUAAAGUGGGACCAAAUUAGCCAUUAACUCACAGAGAGUAGCAGGAACCUUGAAUAUCCUCCCUUCCUUUCCUUUUCUGCAUGUUGAAUGUGGGGCUCUUAAAAUGAAAAGGAGUCACAAAAACAGAUGAAAGACUUUCUUUGGGGCUUGGAGUGUAGCUCAGUAGUAGAGCAUUUGCCUACUAACACCAAAAAAAAAAAAAGUUAGCUUGUAAAUACGGAGAGAUUGAUCAUUUAUAGAUAAUAAUCUCUUAUUCUCUAAAAUAUUUAACAGUUUGUACUUUUAGAUUAUUCUGUAGUAGGUUAAGGCUUACUUCUUUUGACUUCCUUUCUGAGUCCUCUAUGAGCAGUCAAAUCAGGGGAAGGAACGUAGCCCAGAACUGCCACCUGACCCUGGGCUGGAUGAACGCUCUGCAGACAGUGAUGCCCUGUGCUACCACCCAGCUUCACCUGGCCAUCCGUGCCUUCCUUUAGGGAGUCUUAAGUAAGGACUUUCCCGAAAGUCCGUUCACUCUCUAGACCCAAACUGUUUUAGAAUGAGUCCCACCUCCUGCCAGACCCUGUCAGAGCUAGAGAAAAUGGUCAAAGUUGUGAAAAAGAGACUUCAUUAUUGUGGUGAUCCUUUUGAAAAUAAUAGGUGCAUUUUUAGUUUUGAGCCUCCCUCUGGUCUACCUCUUGGCCAGCUGAAUUCUCGUCACAGAAGUGCUUUUCUCACUCUUGCCUAUUUUUGUAUAUCAGGUUUUAAAUUUUUUAUUUUUUAAAAAAUAAUUUUCUAAAUUCUAUAAAUGUUAUAUGCCUAUUUGAAUAGCUUAAGGACUAAAAUACUUAAAAAAAAUACCACUACAUUUUGCUCUCUGCAUGCUGUUGAUUAUUAUAUACUGUGAAGCAUUUUGAUGGCUCAUCCUACUUAUUAACUGGUAACAAGGGACUCCGAAUACCUUGAACAUACAAUACCUGAUAACCAGCAUAGACAAUGUCAGACUUUGGUUAGCUGCUCAGAUGCAGAACUUUUAUAUUUGCCUUAUUCCUUUUCUGUUACAAAAUGUCAAUCCAAAGGAGGAAGUGGUCAGCUCUUUGUCUCUUAGUCUGACAUCCUUCCCGCUGGUCUAGAAAGCUGGUUAGUGACCUUUACAACACUUCCUUGAGACUCUCAGUUCACCUGGAGAAGUCUUAACAGCUUCUUAUCAGAGCACCACUGUUCACAUCUGCCCUUAGUGGACUCACUUCAGGCUCACCCACUUCAGGAGGUCUCCCUCUGUACCCUGUUUCCAAGCUUACCUUCCAAGCUUUGAAGCACCAUCCAUCCAGGUUCUUUUGCUGGACGUAUGUAGAAUAUUUCCACUAAGGAUUGAAGUUGCAUUGAUAUUUUGCAUUUUAAAAUGGUGAUUUUAUCUGUUUGGAAAGCGGCUCACCCUAUACCACUGAGGACCAGGAAAGCCCAUGUCUUGGUGAAAAUCUCUUUCCAGAGGUAGAGUAACAAUGCUCCUGGUUCCGAGUGUUUCCCUCUCCAGGCACCAAAUGGCCUUCAUGUCUGUCUUGUGAAUUACUACCAAGAGGCUCAAGUUCAGUCAGUGUGGAGGGGUGGAGACAAGGGAGCCGGAGAAUGAGGGUGUUGGUGUGGGGGUUUCUGCGAGUCCUUCCCUUCUAGCCAUGUAUAAUAAAUUGUGUGCACUGUAGCUGA
This is a messenger RNA of Nannospalax galili (Upper Galilee mountains blind mole rat), 2663 nucleotides long. RefSeq names its product stomatin (gene Stom). Lineage: Eukaryota; Metazoa; Chordata; Mammalia; Rodentia; Spalacidae. The record is from RefSeq and is a predicted model, not a curated record. Gene Ontology annotation, cellular component: plasma membrane. The coding region runs from base 87 to 941 and encodes 284 amino acids. The transcript is spliced from 7 exons.